Messenger RNA from Camelina sativa (false flax), 1518 nucleotides. Lineage: Eukaryota; Viridiplantae; Streptophyta; Magnoliopsida; Brassicales; Brassicaceae. The record is from RefSeq and is a predicted model, not a curated record.
UCAUGCUUUAUUGUAAACCACACAAUCAUAAAAAUGCAAACUUUAUAGUUUAAACCAUUCAACGAAAGCUUCACAAGACAGCACAAGACAGAAACAAUGGUGGCACUCAGAUUCUACACUGUAGUAGAGAUGUCGCUACCAUGUUUAUGUCCAUGCCCAUCAUCAUCGCCGAUUUCACUUUCGUCGUCUUCUCCGAGAUACCAUCUCCGUAACACAGCAAAAAGGAGAUUAGAUUCAUCCAGAAACUGUAGAACUCUGCGCAUAAGUUGUUCAUCUUCCUCCACUGUCACUGACCAAACAGAACAAUCUUCUUUCAACGAUGCUGAGAUGAAACUCAUUGACGCUUUGAUCGGAAUUCAAGGCCGUGGCAAAUCCGCUUCUCCUAGACAGCUCAAUGAUGUGGAAUCUGCUGUGAAAGUUCUUGAAGGUUUAGAGGGUAUUCAGAAUCCUACAGAUUCUGACUUAAUCGAAGGCCGUUGGCGAUUGAUGUUCACCACAAGACCUGGAACUGCAUCUCCAAUCCAAAGAACAUUUACAGGAGUAGAUGUGUUCACUGUGUUUCAAGAUGUAUACUUGAAGACAACAAACGAUCCUCGUGUUUCAAACAUUGUUAGAUUCUCUGACAUCAUUGGAGAGCUAAAAGUUGAGGCAGCUGCAUCGAUCAAAGAUGGGAAACGGGUUUUGUUCCGUUUCGAUAAAGCCGCUUUCUCUUUGAAGUUUCUUCCUUUCAAAGUUCCAUAUCCAGUUCCUUUUAGACUUCUUGGUGAUGAGGCUAAAGGUUGGUUAGAUACUACUUAUUUGUCGCCUUCAGGAAACCUUAGGAUUUCAAGGGGAAACAAGGGAACAACGUUUGUUCUUCAGAAAGAAACUGUACCUAGGCAGAAGCUGUUAGCCACCAUAUCUAAAGACAAAGGAGUAGCAGAGGCUAUAGAUGAGUUUCUUGCUUCUAAUUCUAAUCCGGUGGAAGAUGAUUACGAGCUUUUAGAAGGAAGCUGGCAAAUGAUUUGGAGUUCACAGAUGUUUACAGAUAGUUGGAUUGAAAAUGCAGCAAAUGGUCUUAUGGGAAGACAGGUAAACAUUUUUGUUAGAAUGUCUUUAAGUAGUAUUCAGUUGCUUCAGCUUGUUGAGGAUUUGAUUCAGAUCAUCGACAAGGAUGGGAGGAUAAAGUUUGAAGUUAAUAUCAUUCCAGCAUUUAGAUUCUCCAUGAAAGGCAAAUUCAUCAGAAAAUCAGAAAGCAGUACAUAUGACUUGAAGAUGGACGAUGCAGCAAUUAUAGGCGGUGCAUUUGGAUAUCCAGUCGAUAUAACAAACAAGAUCGAGCUUAAAAUUCUGUACGCAGAUGAGAAAAUGAGAAUAAGUCGAGGAUUUGAUAACAUUAUCUUCGUUCACAUCCGAGAAAUUUAGCUGCGUUGUUGUUGUUCUAUGCUCUUUAUUUGAAAAUGUGAAAAAAUUUAGCAUGUAAAAAACUGUCAAAUGUUUUAACAACAAUGGAUUUAAGGUGAUUGUUGGUUUUUUUUU